This is a messenger RNA of Uncinocarpus reesii 1704, 780 nucleotides long. RefSeq lists its product as uncharacterized. NCBI's taxonomy places the organism in Eukaryota, Fungi, Ascomycota, Eurotiomycetes, Onygenales, Onygenaceae. Gene Ontology annotation, biological process: mRNA export from nucleus; positive regulation of DNA-templated transcription, elongation. Gene Ontology annotation, cellular component: THO complex part of transcription export complex. The coding region runs from base 1 to 780 and encodes 259 amino acids. Gene Ontology annotation, molecular function: mRNA binding. The transcript is spliced from 4 exons. The record is from RefSeq and is a predicted model, not a curated record.
AUGGCCGUCAACGAGAUUGUUACAGACCCCUUGCUGCUCCCGGUUCUGGAAGCGAGUGCGGAGACUCUUACGCAAUGCCAGAAUCUCUUAGCCUGCCUUGACCCGACUGCUGUUACCUCCCCGCUGCCGCAAGAGACAGUUUUGACCAUCUCGAAACAACAGAAGCUCGUGUUUGCGUUGCUUUCGCAGCUUCGGGGGCUGAAUCGUGAGGCUAUCUUGAACGUCCGGGCGACCAAACAAGCCACCGCCGAGGCCCGGCAGGAAAUCGAUCGGCUUCACCUCCACCUCCAAAACUUGUACUAUGAGCAAAGACACCUUAGCGGAGAGAUUGCCGCCUGUGAAUCAUAUGACCACUCUUACAUGUCGCUUCCCCUAAUUCCCGUGGAAGAAUUCCUCGCUCUCCACCCAGAGCAUGCAAACUCUGACGCAAACGAGCUCAUGAUUGCACGAAUAAACCAUGAACAUGCCGAACGAGAGAAACUAGAACAAGCUAGGCAGGAGUUGUUGAAACGAAAGCAAGCCUUGAUAGCUGAGAACAAGAAGCGAAAAGACGACCUUGCCAGUUUGGAUUUAGAUUUGGAACGUUUCAUUGAUGCUGCGAAGCCGAUCCAGAAGCUUUUUGAGAAGGAAUACGCAGUGGGAAACCGCAAAGCUACCUUUCCCGGAAUGGAGGACUCGAAACCCGACUCGACGGCCAUACCUAUUCCAGGCAGCGACAUAAGUACCUCGCAUUAUUCCGAAGCUCCUUCAUCUCUUCUCGAAAGCCGCGCUCAAGAAUAG